Molecule: messenger RNA, 891 nt
Organism: Exophiala oligosperma
Lineage: Eukaryota; Fungi; Ascomycota; Eurotiomycetes; Chaetothyriales; Herpotrichiellaceae
Exons: 1
Coding region: 1-891 (296 amino acids)
Source: RefSeq, a predicted model, not a curated record
AUGGAAGACUUUCAGCUCAGUGACACGAUAACGCUCAAGACAAACGACCACAUUUACACAAUUCGGUACCGAAUUCUCGGAAAGCCAGGAGGUCAUCCUCUUAUCUUCGUUCACGGCACCCCAUGGUCGUCAAAAGUGUGGGCUCCUUAUGCACAGGCUUUUGCCUCGACUUUUCGAGUCUACCUCUUCGACAAUCCCGGAUAUGGAGAAUCUCCUGGCGGCAAGCCGACUUCAGACCCUGAAGGUGAACCGAUUGUUUCCCUGGCAGGCCAAGCAGAGGCUUUUGCCGCCCUAGUCAACGCAUGGGAUCUGACCGAGCCGCCACAUGUCGUAGUGCAUGACUUUGGUGGUAUCAUAUCUCUGAGGGCACAUCUUUGCCAUGGUAUCCAGUACGCGAGCUUGUGUAUGGUCGACCCGCUGGCAGUUAGCCCCUUUGGCUCCCCUCUUUUCCGUCUGGUAGCAACGAACGCGGCGGUCUUCAACAACCUGCCAAGUCACUUAUCGGAAGACUUGGUCCGUUCAUACAUUCGGGAAGCAGCCUUCAUACCAUUGAGCCAGUCGAUCGAAGAUAUGCUCGUUAAGCCGUGGACAGUCGAUGGUCUUCAAGGGAUGGCGGGAUACACCCGGCAGGUGAGGCAGGCAGAUCAGCGGGACAUUGAAGAGGUAGAACAAAGAUAUCACGAAGUAGGUAAGGCAAUGCCUGUCAAGAUCAUCUGGGGAAAAAACGACGUUUGGAUCCCUAUGAGCGCGGCCAAGCAACUUGCACAAAUGAUUGGAACCGAGGAGGUGGCUAUUGUUGAGAACGCUGGGCAUCUGAUCCAUUACGAUCAGCCUGUACGGCUGGCCGUGGAACUCAGUAUGUGGCUUGAGAAGGUCCAAAAGAACGGGUGA